GUUAAGAAAAUUCUUCAGCGGAAAAGGAAUGGUGAAAAAAAGCUGAACCGUCAAAAAAACAUAAACAGAGCAAGUAGCUACACACUCGUGAGUGCACGUCGGGUUAACUCCUAUGUUGUAUAUUCAAUAUGCUAUAGCUUGCUAAGUAAUGUUAGUAGGUUGAAGACGUCUGCACCAAAGAUAAUCUUGGAAUAAACGACGUAGCUAAGUAGCUACGCCUCGACAGGCCUACGUUUACGACCACAGUCAGAGUUAUGUUGUUAACGAACGUUGGCUAGAUUUUUUUGUCAUGUCGACCUAUAUUAUAAGCCUCUAACUAGCUGUCUCGGAAGAAAAACGCAGGAUGGCGGAGGCAGAUGAUGGUAAAUCCAGUGUGCUUAACGGUGGGUCUGAGGAGCCAGAUCCAGGAGAGGACCCUGGUGUGGAGGAAGACGAUUCCACAGCCACAGAAGGACAGUCUGGCAGUCAAGCGGCUCCUGAUAAGGCAAAAGACAGAGUUAAGGACCAACCGCUGGCUGAGGCUGAGAGAGAGCCUGGCGAAGGAGAGAAUGAGGAGGAAGACACAGACAGUAUGGAUGGCAGUGGCCUCUACUCCCUGACUGAGGAAGCGGAGCGAGAAAGUGAGGGAGGUAGAAGAGAGCGAGUGAAAGAGCGAGAUGCAGCAAAGAGGGCUGCUAGGAAGAGGAACCGCCCGAGUGCUGGCACAGCGCACCACUCAUCCAGCUCUGACGAGGAUGAGGAUGAGGAGGAAGAGGAUCAGGAGGAGGAAGAAGAUGAGCAGACCAUGGAGGCGUGGCUGGGGGCAGAGCUGCGUGACCUCAGUGGGCCAUCUUGGCGGGCAGUGCCCUCGCUGCGGUCAAGGGAAAUUGGUCGGGGCUUGCACCAGUUUGUGAGGCGAGUGUGUGGCGCUCGGGGUUUGGUCCAGAGGCUGGAGCUCCAGGGGCGCCUGGAGAGACACACAGGCUGUGUGAACACCCUUCACUUCAACCCCUCAGGCACACGUCUGGCCUCCGGCAGCGAUGAUCUCCGGGUGGUGAUAUGGGACUGGGCACGACGCCGGGCUGAGCUUGAGUUUGACAGUGGGCAUAAGAGCAAUGUCUUUCAGGCAAAGUUCCUGCCACACAGUGGAGACUCCACUCUGGCCAUGUGUGCCCGAGAUGGUCAGAUCAGAGUGGCUGAGCUCUCUGCCACUCAGCGCUGCAAGAACACCAAGAGAGUUGCUCAGCAUAAAGGAGCAGCACACAAGCUGGCACUGGAUCCAGACUCCCCAUGCUCAUUUCUGUCGGCUGGGGAGGAUGCUGUGGUGUUUGGCAUCGACCUGCGCCUCGACCGGCCUGCCAAUAAACUGGUGGUGGUGAAGGAGGGGGACAAGAAAGUAGGCCUGUACACCAUCUUUGUGAACCCUGUUAACACACACCACUUUGCUGUGGGUGGGAGAGAUCAGUAUGUCAGGAUCUAUGACCAGAGGAAGAUCAAUGAGAAUGAUAACAACGGGGUCCUGAAGAAGUUCUGCCCUUCUCACCUGGUGUCCAGCGAGUCCAAAACUAACAUCACCUGCUUAGUUUACAGCCAUGAUGGCACAGAGCUCCUGACUAGUUACAACGAUGAGGACAUCUACUUGUUUGACUCCAGCCACAGUGACGGCGCAGACCAUAGCAGGAGAUACAAGGGUCAUCGCAACAAUGCUACAGUGAAGGGGGUGAACUUCUAUGGCCCUAGCAGUGAGUUUGUGGUCAGUGGUAGCGACUGUGGACACAUCUACUUGUGGGACAAGGUUUCGGCUCGCAUCGUCCAGUUCAUGGAGGGAGACAGAGGAGGAGUGGUAAACUGCCUGGAGCCCCACCCUCACCUCCCAGGUCUGGCCACCAGUGGGCUGGAUCAUGAUGUCAAACUGUGGGCCCCCACUGCAGAGAACCCCACCGGGCUCAAGGGCCUUAAAGACGUGAUGAAGAAGAACAAGCGCGAGCGUGACAAGGACAGUGUUCGCCAUGGAGACCAGUAUGACACUCAGCUCCUGUGGUUCCUUAUGAGACACAUGAGGAACAGGCGGCCGCAGAGGACACGUCGUGAGGGAGGCGCUGAGGGAGACACUGACGAAUCGUGGAGCUCUCCUGACUCGUCCGAAGAAGAGGAGGGAGGGCCGGACCACGUCCAAUGCAUGUCCUCAUGAGCCAAAGAGACAUGCAAGCGUACACACACACACACACACACACACACACACACACACACACACACACACACAUUAUUGCCCUUGAAUUUAUGCACAUAGGCAGGCACUAUUGACACACUGGCACACAUGAACAUCAAGAGACUGAGUUAACAUUGAAAAGGUAUUCCCAUAUACAGACACAAGAACAUCCAAACAGCUGAGGCAAACGGGAGGGGGUAGACCCUGACACACAACCUUCCUUCUCGUCGGAGUGCAUUGUGGACGUUGGUGUUCACGGAGCCUGUUGACACAGACACUCUGAACACGUGGGUCUGAAGGAGACGGAGUGCUCCCACCCCUACACCACCUUUUGAACUCGUGUACACCCAUACAUCAGAGGCAUAUCACUAUCAGCUGUACAUCAUUUGCAAUGCACACGUUUACCCCACUGUCCUUAACUCUGUCCCUCCCCUAUCUGAUCUGUUGGUGAUGAUUUAAAUGGAUGGAUGGGAAUUCAACUCCCAAUCAUGAGUGAUUCACGCCAUAGAUUUUAAACCAGAGCCCUCAAACGUCAAACCCAACUCUUCUCCCCAUUCACCCUUUUCUAAGUUAGCUUUCAGAAUAUCAGUACACAUUCAAAAACGUUUUGGACCACAGAAGACUAUAUUAUGCUAUUACACUGGUUUUGUUAUGUGUAAUACCCUACUAGUGAAUCAUUAAGAGGUUUUGGUCCAGGUUAGCCAGAUAUCUCCCCAGGUCUCUGAUGGUAUGACCACAAAGGUGCCACCAGCCGUAAGAUACUCAGCCUGUGUCGAGGAUCACUACGGUGUCUUGACCGGGUUUUUAAAUGUCACAGGUUUUCCAAUGAGUUGAGCCUGUCGACUCGACAAAAAUCACGUGUAUUUCAGCUCUUUGGUUACUGCGUCAGUUCUGCUCUGAUGUGUUGCUUUCAGUCACAUCCAGUCCUUCACGCCCCCCCGCCCCCUUCACACGCUACUGAAUGCACUUUAAUCAGGGACGUGCCGUUUAACUUUCUUACAGUGUGCGUUUGGUGGCCAAUCAUGCAAUGUUAUGACACAUUGCAAAAUGUGUCUUCCAGAGCCCUUCAGAGAAGUUAAGAUUUGUUCAUGUAAAUGUAGACUAGUGUUUCACUCAAGUUGUCUAAUUCGGAAUUUGCACUUAGCAGGAGUGUCUAGAUCAUGGCUCCCGCUGAAAUGUGAGAGAAUCAUUCCCUCUGCUUCCACCAUCUUAAACCCUCCAACUCCCUCCUCCCCUUUUACACUCCUGGUAUACCAUCCUGACCUUGCCCUCUCCCUUUCUAAGCCCCACCCUUCUCUGCUCUGAGAGUUCACAUUUGUAGGGUUGCUGAGGAACAUACGGAUGAUCUCGUUGAAGAUGCAUGCGCAUCCAAAAGGAUUGUCAUUUCUCUAUUCAGGAACCCUGAUCUUAUGGCCCGACACGUCAUGUCCUGCUUCUACAUCCACUGCUGAUGCUCUUUCAGAUACCAUUCCUCUAUCUACGGCCGUCUGUCUAGUCAGGCCUGUGGGUCUGUUACAGCAUGCAGUGGGACAGUAGGGAGGAUUUCUCUGCUUGCCAGUUAUUGUUUUUUUGUGAGAGCUAUAAAGUCCAGCUUUUUCUCAUUUUGUAUGAGAAUUAUAGAAGUUAGAUGAAUUUAUAUGUACAUAUAUAUAAAAAAACUGUAAAGAAAUAAUCUUUAGCAAAAGACGUUUGACUUAAAAUAAGCAUCAAAAUAUUUGAUUGGUAUUGAUUCAGAGGUUUAUAUUAUAUAUGAGAACAAACUACUUUUAAAAUGAAGACAAAGAUGAUAAUUUUUUUUUUGUAAAUGACAUCCCCAAUUGUUACUGUAGAUUAUAUUGUCAGGGUUCAUUUCAACAGUGGGUUGAGUUUGGUUCCUUUUCAUUUACAGUUUUCUCCCUUCAAUAUCUUGACCUGUUGUUUUUCUUAGAGGCAGCCAUGUUCAAACUGUCCUGCUGUCUAUUUUUAUUUGUUCUUGUAUACAUCUUUAGGCUUUUGAUCAAUGAUUUAUUCCACUGCUGCCUAAUAUUGUAUUCUACUGGUUCAGUCUGAAACAUGUACGAUUUGUGCAAUAAACAGAAGACCAUG
Esox lucius (northern pike) is the source of this 4273-nucleotide messenger RNA. RefSeq names its product DDB1 and CUL4 associated factor 8 (gene dcaf8). NCBI's taxonomy places the organism in Eukaryota, Metazoa, Chordata, Actinopteri, Esociformes, Esocidae. Gene Ontology annotation, cellular component: Cul4-RING E3 ubiquitin ligase complex; cytoplasm. Bases 344 to 2170 code for a protein of 608 amino acids. Gene Ontology annotation, molecular function: protein binding. The transcript has 14 exons. The record is from RefSeq and is a predicted model, not a curated record.